GAGAAGACUCCUGGAGUGGAAGGUAUUCCAAUAGCUAGGGUCUUGUACAAAAGAAGAGGUUUCUCCUGUGAAGUGGCGACUCCCCGAGCAGAAGAUACUCCCGGAGCCUGGACCCCUUCCACGAGACAGUUUUAUAGAGACGAGAAGACUCCUGGAGUGGAAGGUAUUCCAAUAGCUAGGGUCUUGUACAAAAGAAGAGGUUUCUCCUGUGAAGUGGCGACUCCCCGAGCAGAAGAUACUCCCGGAGCCUGGACCCCUUCCACGAGACAGUUUUAUAGAGACAAAAUAACUCCUUGAGCCAAGGUUACACUUCCGGAACCAAAACUCCUGGAGCCCUGAUUCCUCCGAGGUGAAACGACUCUGAGGGACAGCACAGUGAAGAUUCUUUGGAGCAUUUAUAACUUGGGUCUAAUCUCAGUUUUGAUUGACAUUCCUGAGUUAUUCCUCCUCCAUAGAUAUCACAUUGAAGCCGUGAUAUAGACAAGACAAUACCUAGAGCAGAAGGACCUCCUAGAGGGUGAAGAUAGUCAUAGGAGCAGAUCCUCCUCCUCUUACAAUUAUUCAAGAAGGAACAAUUACAAAGACAUUCAAGAUCUAUAUAGACAUUUUGAAUUUAUUUGUAUUAUUAUUUUACAUUGGAAUAGAGUAUAAAAUCCCUGUAUACUAUUGUUAUUUUGCCAUCUUGAAAGGUAACUGCCGUACCACCAAAUUAGGUCGGCACCCAAAUACAACACCUCAAAGAUCCCUUAUAUCGUCCCUGGCCUUUCUCUGAAGUUGAGAUACAGGGUACUCCUUGGAAACGUCCCGGCGCGACAUUGGUGGCCUCGGUGGGAUCUGUUGUCUUUAAAAGAUGGCUGAGAUGUCACAGAAGUUGGAGCGUACCCCAGAGAUAAGGGGUCAAGAGAACUCCAAGCUCACUGAGAUGAUGAUGACUGGCUCUCGGGGAAAAAGGGAACAAGAGGAAGCAGUGAGGACAACCCCACCAGUCGACAAGUUUCAAUUGGAGUCUACAGUGCUCUUCAAAGGAGACGGGUUGGCUCCUUAUGUGCAUGCAGGUGAUGACACAAUUCCUUUGGAUCCAGAUGACCCCAGAGCUGAGCGGACUCCAGAGAGAAGAUUCCAACAACUACCCACAGAGAGGCAGAUGAGGAUGCAUCCUGGUCUUGAAGGGACUACUGGGUACUGGUCUUCAACUCAGCUCCAGAGAGAUGUUCGUACACCCCCUGGCCUUGGAAGAGAAUUCGGAGAGGGAGCGAGGCUGAGACAUAGAGGGCAGUAUCCUCUUACCUCCACACUGAUACCAGAGAGGCAGAAGGAUGAACAAAUACUCCUCGAGAGACAGUUGGACUCCACACAAUCCCAGGUUAUGGCUAUACAGGGGAGCCUUGGAACGCUCAGAUCAGAUGUUGGGAGAAGGCUGCAAGUUCAAUCUGAAGAGAUGGUCAGUCUCCAUGUUGAACUCGGUAAACUGGCGAACGUGGUGAACCAAGGUCAAGAGGAGGCUAAGAAGAGCAGAGAAGGAAUGGAGGCUUUCUUGAAAGAGAUGAAUGCUACCCUAGGGCAGAUGAGCCAAGCUCCUCCACCGGUGUCCCGGAUGGUGAAUCCCUCUAGGGUUGAGAUGGUAGGCGAUCCGAGAUCAGC
Molecule: messenger RNA, 1641 nt
Organism: Owenia fusiformis
Lineage: Eukaryota; Metazoa; Annelida; Polychaeta; Sabellida; Oweniidae
Source: the annotation of a GenBank genome assembly